CCUCCCUGCGGGCGGGGGGCUGGGGGGAGGGGCGUCAAGAUGGCGGCGGAGAGGUAGGCAGAGCCGGACGCCGCUGCCGCUGCCGCCGCCGCCGCCGUCGCCGCCUCCGCCUCCGCUCUAGUCGCCUCUGGUUCUUAAAGCUCUCACCGCCGGGGAGAAGCUGUCCUGGCGUCGGGUCCCGCGAGGAAAAUGGUGGAACCAGGGCAAGAUUUACUGCUCGCUGCUUUGAGUGAGAGUGGAAUUAGUCCAAAUGACCUCUUCGAUAUUGAUGGUGGAGAUGCUGGGCUUGCAACCCCAACGCCUACCACUCCAGUUCAGCAGUCGGUGCCACUUAGUGCAUUAGAACUAGGUUUGGAGACGGAAGCAGCAGUUCCUGUUAAACAAGAAUCAGAGACGGUACCUACUCCCGCACUGUUAAAUGUGAGGCAGCCUCCAUCUACUACAACGUUUGUGUUGAAUCAGAUAAAUCAGCUUCCAACCUUGGGAUCUACAAUUGUAAUGACUAAAACACCACCUGUUACAACCAAUCGGCAAACCAUCACUUUAACAAAGUUUAUCCAGACUACCGCAAAUACACGCCCUUCAGUCUCAGCACCAGUAGUACGAAAUGCCAUGACCUCUGCACCUUCAAAAGAGCAGGUUCAACUGAAGGAUCUACUCAAAAAUAAUAGUCUCAAUGAACUUAUGAAACUGAAACCACCUGCUAAUAUCGCUCAACCAGUUGCAACAGCAGCUACUGACGUGAGUAAUGGUACAGUGAAGAAAGAGUCUUCUAAUAAAGAAGUAGCAAGAAUUUGGAUAAAUGACAUGAAGAUGAGGAGUUUUUCCCCAACCUUGAAGGUUCCUGUUGUAAAAGAGGAGGAUGAACCAGAGGAAGAAGAUGAAGAAGAAAUGGGUCAUGCAGAAACCUAUGCCGAGUAUAUGCCAAUAAAAUUGAAAAUUGGCCUACGUCACCCAGAUGCUGUAGUGGAAACUAGCUCUUUAUCCAGUGUUACUCCUCCUGAUGUUUGGUACAAAACAUCAAUCUCUGAAGAGACCAUUGAUAAUGGUUGGUUAUCAGCUUUACAGCUUGAAGCAGUUACAUAUGCAGCCCAGCAACAUGAGACAUUCCUUCCUAAUGGAGAUCGAGCUGGCUUCCUAAUAGGUGAUGGUGCUGGUGUGGGAAAAGGCAGAACGAUAGCAGGAAUCAUCUAUGAAAAUUACUUGUUGAGUAGAAAAAGAGCAUUAUGGUUUAGUGUUUCAAAUGAUUUAAAGUAUGAUGCUGAAAGAGAUUUGAGGGAUAUUGGAGCAAAAAACAUUUUGGUUCAUUCAUUAAAUAAGUUUAAGUAUGGGAAAAUUUCAUCCAAACAUAAUGGGAGUGUGAAAAAGGGUGUUAUUUUCGCUACCUAUUCUUCCCUUAUUGGUGAAAGCCAGUCUGGUGGUAAAUAUAAAACGAGGUUGAAACAGCUUCUGCAUUGGUGUGGUGACGACUUCGAUGGAGUGAUAGUUUUUGAUGAAUGUCAUAAAGCAAAAAACCUUUGUCCUGUUGGUUCUUCAAAACCAACCAAGACAGGCUUAGCAGUUUUAGAGCUUCAAAACAAAUUGCCAAAAGCCAGAGUUGUUUAUGCUAGUGCCACUGGUGCUUCUGAACCACGCAACAUGGCCUAUAUGAACCGUCUUGGAAUAUGGGGCGAGGGAACUCCAUUUAGAGAAUUCAGUGAUUUUAUUCAAGCAGUGGAACGCAGAGGGGUUGGUGCCAUGGAAAUUGUUGCUAUGGAUAUGAAGCUUAGAGGAAUGUACAUUGCCCGACAGCUGAGCUUUACUGGAGUGACCUUCAAAAUUGAGGAAGUUCUUCUUUCUCAGAGCUAUGUUAAAAUGUACAACAAAGCAGUCAAACUGUGGGUCAUUGCCAGAGAGCGAUUUCAGCAAGCUGCGGAUCUGAUUGAUGCUGAACAACGAAUGAAGAAGUCCAUGUGGGGUCAGUUCUGGUCCGCUCACCAGAGAUUUUUCAAAUACUUGUGCAUAGCAUCCAAAGUUAAAAGGGUUGUGCAACUAGCUCGGGAGGAAAUCAAGAAUGGAAAAUGUGUCGUAAUUGGUCUGCAGUCUACAGGAGAAGCUAGAACUUUGGAAGCCUUGGAAGAGGGCGGAGGAGAAUUGAAUGAUUUUGUUUCAACUGCCAAAGGAGUCCUGCAGUCACUCAUUGAAAAACACUUCCCUGCUCCGGAUAGAAAGAAACUUUAUAGCUUGCUGGGAAUUGAUCUGACAGCUCCAAGUAAUAACAGCUCACCAAGAGAUAGUCCUUGUAAAGAAAGUAUAAAGAAGCGGAAAGGUGAAGAAAUAGCUCGAGAAGCCAAAAAAGCACGAAAAGUCGGUGGCCUUACUGGUAGCAGUUCUGAUGAGAGUGGGAGUGAGUCUGAUGCCUCUGACAAUGAAGAAAGUGACUACGAGAGCUCUAAAAACAUGAGCUCUGGAGAUGACGACGAUUUCAAUCCAUUUAGAGACGAGUCUAGUGAGGAUGAUGAGGAUGAUCCCUGGUUAAUCAGAAAAGAUCACAAGAAAAACAAAGAUAAGAAAAAGAAGAAGAGUAUAGAUCCAGAUUCUAUUCAAAGUGCCUUAUUAGCAUCAGGUCUUGGAUCAAAACGACCUAGUUUUUCAUCUACACCAGUUAUCUCACCUGCUCCUAACAGUGCACCAGCUAACAGUAACACCAACAGUAACAGUAGCCUCAUAACUAGUCAGGACGCUGUGGAAAGGGCCCAACAGAUGAAGAAAGACCUACUGGAUAAAUUAGAAAAGCUAGCUGAAGACCUGCCUCCUAAUACUCUGGAUGAACUUAUCGAUGAACUUGGUGGUCCAGAGAACGUUGCUGAGAUGACUGGCCGCAAGGGUCGGGUUGUGAGCAAUGAUGAUGGAAGCAUAUCUUAUGAGUCAAGAUCUGAACUUGAUGUGCCUGUGGAGAUACUAAAUAUCACAGAAAAACAAAGAUUUAUGGAUGGAGAUAAGAAUAUUGCUAUCAUCUCAGAAGCUGCCAGCUCAGGUAUUUCAUUACAAGCAGAUCGGAGAGCCAAAAAUCAAAGGCGAAGAGUUCAUAUGACUUUGGAGUUACCCUGGAGUGCUGAUAGAGCAAUUCAACAAUUUGGAAGAACUCAUAGAUCAAAUCAAGUUACUGCUCCCGAGUACGUCUUUUUGAUUUCUGAGUUGGCAGGAGAACAAAGAUUUGCAUCUAUUGUUGCUAAAAGACUUGAGAGUUUGGGGGCCCUUACACAUGGUGACAGGCGAGCAACAGAAUCUAGGGACCUGAGCAGGUUCAACUUUGAUAAUAAGUAUGGAAGAAAUGCUUUAGAAAUUGUUAUGAAAUCCAUUGUAAAUUUGGACUCUCCUAUGGUAUCACCACCUCCAGACUAUCCCGGAGAAUUCUUUAAAGAUGUUCGACAAGGACUGAUAGGAGUCGGCCUGAUCAAUGUAGAAGAUCGCUCGGGAAUUCUUACUCUUGAUAAAGAUUAUAAUAACAUAGGAAAAUUCUUAAAUAGAAUUCUGGGCAUGGAGGUGCAUCAACAGAAUGCAUUGUUUCAGUAUUUUGCGGACACACUUACUGCAGUUGUUCAAAAUGCCAAAAAAAAUGGAAGAUAUGAUAUGGGAAUCCUAGAUCUUGGUUCUGGAGAUGAAAAGGUGAGGAAAAGUGAUGUUAAGAAGUUUCUGACGCCAGGAUAUUCAACCUCUGGCCACGUCGAAUUAUACACGAUAAGUGUAGAGAGAGGAAUGUCCUGGGAGGAAGCAACCAAAAUUUGGGCGGAGCUGACAGGACCAGAUGAUGGCUUUUACUUAUCACUGCAAAUAAGGAACAACAAGAAAACGGCAAUCUUAGUUAAAGAAGUAAACCCUAAAAAGAAACUUUUCUUGGUUUAUCGACCAAAUACCGGGAAACAGCUCAAAUUAGAAAUUUAUGCUGACUUAAAAAAGAAAUAUAAGAAGGUAGUCUCAGAUGAUGCCCUGGUGCACUGGUUAGAUCAGUAUAAUUCAUCUGCAGAUACCUGUACUCAUGCUUACUGGCGUGGCAAUUGCAAAAAAGCAAGUUUGGGAUUAGUUUGUGAAAUUGGUCUUCGCUGCCGCACAUAUUAUGUAUUAUGUGGUUCAGUACUUAGCGUGUGGACAAAAGUUGAAGGUGUUCUCGCAUCCGUCAGUGGCACAAAUGUGAAAAUGCAAAUAGUUCGGUUAAGAACAGAAGACGGACAACGGAUUGUAGGUUUAAUCAUUCCGGCAAAUUGUGUAUCUCCUCUUGUAAAUCUCCUGUCAACUUCAGACCAGUCUCAACAGCUUGCAGUCCAACAAAAACAGUUAUGGCAGCAGCAUCACCCACAGAGCAUCGCCAACUUGAGCAACGCAUAAAGAAAAGAUAGGUUUCAACACGGAUGUAUCUGAAAUGCUGUGGGAGCAUAUCAUUUGCAUAAAAAUCAGGGACAGUUUCCAAAGAAUUAUAUAUUUUUUUCAGUUGUGCUCUCUGUAGUUAAUUUUUUGGGGAAUAAGGACAACCUGGAAUAGAUAACAAAACUGAAAAUCAGCAGUGCCGAUGGUGGUACAUGUGUCUUUCCUUUUGCUUCCUUUGGGACUUUUCGGUAUGCUUUUACUUUGGGUGAGCAGAGGAGGAUGUGUGUGUGUGUGUGUGUGUGUGUGUGUGUGUGUGUGUGUGUAUGUGUAUGUGUAUGUGUGAGAGAGAGAGAGAGUCUGUGGAUUUGUUAAAGGCUACAAACCACAAUGAAUUUAAAUGCUUGGAACUUCCCAAACUGGCUCUACUUUUUUGUUACACAGUGCUCAGGGUUAACGCAGUGCAUCCAUGUCAUUGCUGUGGGAGUUAUCCCCAGAUGCAUGUGUUUCAAGUCUGUAAUUAUAGAAAAUAUAUAUUGGUUUCUUUUUCCAACUUAAACAAUAGGUUUACUAAAGCAUGAAAUGAAAGGUUGCAUUAUCAUGCAUUCGGGUUCUUCUGUAGUUUUUGUUCUGACCGUGCAUGUCUUUGAAGCAUGCGUAAACAAGAUUAACACAGGAGUCAAGUAUCAGAGAGAAACAUUUUUAGGUGUACAGCAUUGGUCAUUGCAUUUUUAUAGUGUUUAUACCUGGGUAUUGCUUCUAACCCCACAACCCCCCCCCCAAUCUCCUCUUGCCCCAGGUUUCUUGUCAAGAUAAUGAGUACAUACCUUUUUUUGUGAUAAAACUCUGAAAAAUUAAUGUAUUAAUAGUAUUCCUAAUGUGUGCUGCAAAAAUGGCUAUAAGCUCCUUUUCCUAAAGUUACAUUUUCCUUAACUUAAGGACAGUUUUAGAAAGAAGUACGAUUGGCUUCCAUCUUGCAAACAAUCUUUUUUUCAUUAUCUGGAUUUACUUUGUCACUCAAACAGGAAACCAUACUUGAGUUGUGAACUAGACAAUGAGGAAACACUUGAGGCUUCUGCUGUAUGUGUUUUUGUUGUUGUUGUUGAUGAUGUUGUUGUCGUUACCCAGUAACUUGAAUAUGUUUAACAUGUUGUAAGACAUUGUAGAGUUUAUUUCAAACUGUUAAAAAUGGUAAUGUACAAAUGUGAAUAGACACUUAUCUAUAACAUGGGUAAGUUUUGUGUCGCCUAUAAUAGAUGUUUAUAAAAGCGAAUGAGGGGACGUUGGUCUUUUUGUUUCCCCCCCUCCUUUUUUUGCUUGCACAGGUUGCACUAUUGAAAAAUUGAGAUUGUAUAAACCUGGUCAAAAGCUGCAAGAUACCAAUAUCUUGUAGAUGUUAAAUAAAAAAGUUAUUAUACUAAUGAAGUGGACUCUUGUUUAGGCCCUCACUGGGGACUUUUAGAAGUAGUCUGAUGGGGCUCUGUAGAAGUUGGUAUAGCCUCAGCAUUCCAGGUAGAUGUAGAGUCCGUUUAAAAUUUACUGCUUCAAUUUGAGGUAUUGUUGAGGAAGCGGUAACAUGACAAUACUUUUGAAAAUUGAAUUGUUCCCUUUGUAGCUUUUUAAAUUUCUGAGAGAAUUGGGUGAGAUGUGUGUUAAGUGAUAGAAACUGAUGGAACGUUUAGGGCUUCCAUCCUCUUCUGUUUCUUUUAAGCCUGAGUUUGGUUAAGUUUACCCAAUAAGGUUUUUUUUUUGGAUUUAUUUAUUCUUAGUGCCUAAAAGAACAAAUUGGGAAUAACUUCUCUUGUUGGGCACAUUUUGCCCAGUGGAUGCAACUUUUAUCCUCAGUCUAGUCCGUGUAUCUCAGGCAGUGAUCCAUAUGGAUAUCCAUCAGUGCCCCUUGUCAGAGCCACUAGAUCCAGCUGGCAACCAUGAGCAGAGUUGUGUCCACCUUCAGUAGCACCUCCAAGUUAGUGCUUCUGUUUUUAAGCUGUUGAUCUGGUCAGCACCCUUCAGCGUGUUAAGGUGAAUGUGAACAUGAACUGGGGAAGGGAGGCAUGUCUAAUCUCCCUCCCAUGAGGCAAAAUGCUGGGGUCAGGAAAGGUACUCUGAGGUCGUUGACUCUUCUCCCCUUUCUGGGUAUGAGGGUGUCUGUUUCAGCAGGUCCUGUGUUUUUUAUGGUGUUUUUAGAACAGCAUCAGAAGAAAGAUUCUUUAGCAGAUACUUAAAUGACGUUUUCCCUCAUCCCUCCCCAGGUCAUGCUGUCAUGUUUGUUCUUAGAGUAGCCACCUUGAUACAGAAGGGCCUAAGUAGGUUCUGUUCUUUGUAGAACCUCCUUUUUGUUGUUUAUUUAAAAAAUAAGAUCCAGAAAUAAGGCAUCUGAAAGACUUUCAAAAGGUAACCAGUGUGGAUGGUUGGGAGCUGGGUACCACACGCCCACACCUGUUGUGCAUGUAUAGCACCCAAAGGCUAGUGCCCACCCCCUCUGGAGGUGAACAUCUGGCAUCUUUACUGUUCUCCUACAAAAGUCAGCUAGUCUAAGUCAGCCACAAGCAAAGUCCCAGCAUUCAAGGACAUCUGUCAAAAAUUAAGUCUUCACAACAGCUAAUCUAAUAUAAAAUAACAUCCGUGUUUUGCAGGAUCUAAAUGCUACAUGUGUACCCAGUUUGUUUAACCCAACGUGAGUCUAUUUGGCCUCUCCAAUGCCUUUUUUUCCUCUUUAGCAAUAUGAUUCUGAGCAUGCAGAUUUGAUUGUAAAUCAUCAGUGUUUCAGAGUUUACAGUGCUGAUUAUACUGAAAACCACUCCCUGAGUCCAGAGCUGCUCAUUUGUUGUAGUUGGGGAAGUGGUGUCCCCUCACUCAGCAGCCUCCAUCCUGCAAGUUCUUUCUGCAGUCUGGAUAGCUGCAUUAUUCAGAUAGGUUUUCAAAAGUGUUGAAUUCAUAGAAAUAUUAGCAUAUUAACAAAGUGUUUCUUUAAACAAAAUUGGAUCAAAAAGUAGGUGUGUUUAGCAGUUUUCCCUUUGCUACUAAAUUGCAGAUGCUCUUCUAUAUCUUCUCUUUACCUGUAUAUAAAUUAGCAAGAACCAGCAUCCAAAGCACUGUAGGGGAGAGAGAAUGUAUUUAUUCUAACUCAUUAGCACUUCAGAAACCUUUUUGAGUUGCAGCAAUGAACCUUUUAGUUUUGAGUUUGCUCUAUCUUUAAAAGUUCUAGAUCACUAAACUUCAGGGGAAUAUAAUGUUUUAGAGUCACAAUUUUUUACUGUAGCCCCUGAGGCAUCGAUUGGCUGGUCUUCAUAUGAUGCUCUAUUAGAACAGCUUCUAACAGGGAAGAAAGGUGCCAGGACGCCACUUACAGUUGUGCGAUGGGACCCACCUCCUCCUUCCACCCCCUCUCCAUUUUAGCACGAGGGCAGAAAGCAGUAGAGGAUUGCUGCAUCUCACAUUAUAAAGGUAGGAACAGACGUUCCUUUCAGGUCCUUUUCUUGGUAAGAUCUCAGAGGGAAGGACCUUACCCAGGUUCUCUCAUUUUAAAAAUAUACCUGGGCCGUAUUGGGUGGUUUCUAAGAUGGUGCUAUGAAGGCGCAUUGUCGGGCUGGAUCCAGAUGAGGACUGUUGGGUUAGUUCAGGAGUUCCGAGUGCAGAUAAAACCACUGUGAUGGUGGGCAUUUGUUGAUGCCCCUCCUUGUGUCUGCGGUCUCCGGUCUCCGUGGCUAACACCACACCCACACACACUUGCGCAUGCACAUUUUGCUGCUAAAAUGUAGCAAGCAUUCCAUAUCAUGGCUGCAGCUCAGCAAAACCAUUUGCAGAACAAUUCCUCAUUCAAGGCCAGUUGUCCAAUACAGAUGUCAUGUCCUUUAAGUGAAAGAGACAUCUAGAUGCCUGCAAUCCAGCUUGUUAGCUAGUGUUUGUCUGAGUGUGUUGGUGAUCUCUAGAGCCCGCCCUCUAAUGUAUGCUGUAAUUAUAUAUAUGUACAUACGUGUGUAUAUAUAGAAAUGAGUUCUUUUGAAUUCUGAAUGUAAAUAUUUCUUGUACAUUGGGACCCUAUCUGCUUGUUUUUCCCUCUCCCAUCUUCACUCCUAUUUAUUCUUUUCUUGACUUCCCAUAUGGGGCAUCUUAACCUUUUUUUUUAAAUAAUUUAGGAAAGUGUGGAAAACUUAUUUUAGUUGGAAUUGUUCCUAUAUUUUGGCAUUUAGUUUCGAAUUUUGCUAUAGAAUUCCUGUCUGGUCUGUGUUAAUGUUUUUCAACAUGCUUGUUUUGUAUUUUUGUUACAGUUUUUACUGCGUGCAGUACAUUGUGUUGGAGGAGUGCACUUGAGUGCCAUUUCUGACACUGUCAUCAUGACUGGUUAUGCUCAUUCAUGUUCUUUGGAGGCUGUAGUGAGCCUGAUGUUUUCACAUUUAAAAAAAAAAAAAAUGCUUCCCAAAACUUGCUUGAAGCUCCUCUAACUUCUUCAGU
This is a messenger RNA of Sciurus carolinensis (gray squirrel), 8796 nucleotides long. It is a transcript of the gene Sbno1, whose product is annotated as strawberry notch homolog 1. Gene Ontology annotation, biological process: regulation of DNA-templated transcription. Gene Ontology annotation, molecular function: chromatin DNA binding; histone binding. Gene Ontology annotation, cellular component: nucleus. The record is from RefSeq and is a predicted model, not a curated record. Lineage: Eukaryota; Metazoa; Chordata; Mammalia; Rodentia; Sciuridae.